Messenger RNA from Vollenhovia emeryi, 1260 nucleotides. RefSeq lists its product as uncharacterized. NCBI's taxonomy places the organism in Eukaryota, Metazoa, Arthropoda, Insecta, Hymenoptera, Formicidae. The coding region runs from base 146 to 850 and encodes 234 amino acids. The transcript has 2 exons. The record is from RefSeq and is a predicted model, not a curated record.
GAAUGAAUCAUUACGUUCGUCUGGAUAUGUCGUCCAAAAAACAGUGUAACGCGUAAGUACCGUAAAGUUAUAUAUUGCAUAUAUAUUGCAUACAUUUUUCAACAUUUAAUUGUAUUUUUCAAACAGUUUUAGCAAUCGGCGUUACAUGCCGUAUGUUCCUCGAAGCAGUUAUACGCCAUCCGUUUCUCGACAUGAAACUGUUUCGUGCAAGAAACAGCAUGAUGCUUCUGAUAAACCUCGUUACACGCCUCGUAUCAUGAGCAGGAGAUUCGCCCUGACAUCUACUGCGUACAAAUACUUGGAUGUUGGAAUCUGCGUGGUACCUGAUGCAUCCUAUGUGGAAUUCAUUCUCGGCGACAAUCGUGGAAAUAAGAUGGCGUUAAAUCAUUCAACGUGGAUGGAAUUUAAUAAGAAACGUGCCGAAAUAGAGCAGCUCUUCAAGUCAACAGACGCAUCAUCAUCGGUACAGAUUGACAAUUUAGUUUUAGAACUUGUUAGAAUGUACAAUAAAAAAGUUGUAAAAUUCACGUUAGAUGACACUUGCGUGUACAUGAACAUGUCAACUGUAUUAUUUUUACUCAAUCUCGAACAUUGUGUAGAGCUUGUAUAUCGCAAACUGUCGGAGGAUAUAGAAGCUGUAAAUGAAAGCUUCGAGCAAUUUGUGUGUUGUUUGCAAAGUAAUAUGACUAGUGCCGAGAGAGAUGAUGCAAUUGGUAUACUGUACGAGGUAUAUGAUAAAACUUCUGUCAUAGAUUGUGAAUUAAUAGUUUAUGCUGUAGAUGAACUUAUUGCUGAAACCUUAAAACGAGGUGAUGAACGAAAAAAAUUAAUAAUAUUGUAUAAUAAAUAAAAUUUUCAUCCGAUCACCUUCGAUCCUGUGACGGCUCAUAUUGCCUUAAUUAUAUUUAUGUAUUGUAUUAUUUUAUUACUGAGCCUUCUUCGUUCUUUUCUUUAUUUAUAAAAAUUUUCAUCCACUAACAUUUUUUUCUUCUGCUUCCUACCCAUACAUAUAAGAUCGAGGCGAAGAUGUACACGUUGGUAUGGACAUGUCGAGACUUGUUUGAACACGUCGAGACUCGUUUGGACACGUCGAGAGAAGGAGAAAUAUUACGGUUCGUCUUGAUGCGUGGAUAGAUUUUAAAUCCUUUUAGCUAAGCUUAUAAUCCCACAUUUCAAAAGAACGUUCAAAUUGAAGAUCUGGGUCGAAAAAGACAAAGAGGGGGUAAAAUAUAUUAGCUAAGCUUAUAUAAUCCCACAUUU